UUCACGAUUUUCUUUGUACACAAACAACAGAUUUCGAAGAAAUUAAGUUAUUAUUAUCAGAAACGGUUAUGUUUCAACGAAUCAAGCAGCAUUUCUAGAAACUAAAAAUCGAUGGUGUUAACGAUUUAAAAAGUGGUCUUUGUCAUCAUUUUCACCUUUCAACAUGCCACCUGCUGUUGCAACCACUGCUACCUCAGCGAUGUUUUCGUGUUAAUUGUGUUUGUAGCGCUACACUUAAGAAAGAAUGGCUGUACAUAACUUAUCAAACGUGCCAGUGAGGAAGUACAAACGAGAAACGAGCGAAGUAAGCGGGUGCCUCAAGUACAUGAUCUUCGGCUUUAACGUGUUGUUUUGGCUACUCGGUUUAGGAAUCUUAACAAUCGGCGUGUGGGCCUGGAGCGAGAAGGAUAUAUUUAAUAAUCUGGGGCGAGUCGCAAAUGUCGCCUUAGACCCCGCUUUCGUUCUUAUAUGCAUAGGUUCCGUUACAUUCAUUAUUGGAUUUACCGGUUGUGUAGGGGCACUAAGGGAGAAUACUUGCUUACUGGCAGCUUACGCUAUUUUUUUAUCAAUCUUGUUAUUGCUGGAAAUGACAGCUGGCAUUCUUGGCUUCGUUUUCAAGGACUGGAUCAAAUCUCAAGCAACUGCUGGCUUUCAAACUUUUAUAAUUCAUUAUCGCGAAGAUCCGGACCAGCAAAACUUAAUUGACUGGAUUCAAGAGGAUUGGUUGCAAUGUUGUGGAAUAGAGGGACCAAAGGACUGGGACAGAAACAACUAUUUUAACUGUUCCUCUCGCGACAUCGGUAGUCGCGAAGCGUGCGGUGUUCCAUUUUCUUGUUGUAAACGUAAAUCUAACGAAGUUAUAAAAAACAAACAAUGCGGGUACGACGUGCGGAAACCUGGUUUUAAUUUUGAUGUCUCGAAAAUUAUUUACGAAAAAGGUUGCAUUCAGUCAGUAGAGGAAUGGAUAGAAAGGAACAUGAUUUCCUUAACAACGUGUGCUAUUUUUAUUUUAUUUGCUCAGAUUUUGGGAAUAUGUUUUGCUCAAAAUUUAAGAGCUGACAUAUUUGCACAGAAAGCAAAGUGGCACUGACAAUCAAGAACUCCCGUAGCUGUGUAGUACAAUUUUCGUUGUCGCAUAGCUUGGGACUCGACUUCUUUUAACCGCAUUGAUGUUGUUUAAACGUUUAUUUCGUAUAAUGUUAAUAAUUGACAUGUACAUAUAUGUAUAGUGUUAAUACUUGUAUAAAAAAAAGCGCUGCUAUAAAUAAUAUAUUUCUAUAUUAUGUCUUCGUGACUAAAAGAAAAUCUAUUUAUUAAUUCCAAGAUUUUUCCAUUGUAAAUUUAAGAGAAAUUUUUAUCAACUUGUAUCAAUGGGCGUAUUUGUUCAUCACUCUUGUUCCAGUAACAGUUCAGGCAAACGAUCUCUCUGUUUUAUACACUAUUUUAGUUGUUCGCGUCCUCGACCUAGUAUUUGAGUAAACAACAAACACGCCCAAAAACUUUGUUCAUUUUGUAACUGACUAGUUUGUAACUAUUGUUGUAAUAAUUGUACUUGGUAGUUUGUGAAGCCAAUAGUUUUGUAUGAACAAACUUGACUCCUGAUAUUGUUAAUACAUUCCAUUACACACGUCUUUGUAUUGAUGAAACAAUUUUCAUUAUAACGUGUGAUUAGAUUAUUUAUAAAACUAGAAUAAACUAACAUGUGAUAUUUUU
Messenger RNA from Photinus pyralis (common eastern firefly), 1713 nucleotides. Its product is annotated as tetraspanin-5. Gene Ontology annotation, biological process: protein localization to plasma membrane; protein maturation. The transcript has 9 exons. Lineage: Eukaryota; Metazoa; Arthropoda; Insecta; Coleoptera; Lampyridae. Bases 245 to 1090 code for a protein of 281 amino acids. The record is from RefSeq and is a predicted model, not a curated record. Gene Ontology annotation, cellular component: membrane.